Messenger RNA from Aethalodelphis obliquidens (Pacific white-sided dolphin), 5921 nucleotides. RefSeq names its product Ran GTPase activating protein 1 (gene RANGAP1). Gene Ontology annotation, molecular function: GTPase activator activity; small GTPase binding. Gene Ontology annotation, biological process: activation of GTPase activity; nucleocytoplasmic transport; signal transduction. Gene Ontology annotation, cellular component: perinuclear region of cytoplasm; cytosol; nucleus. The record is from RefSeq and is a predicted model, not a curated record. Lineage: Eukaryota; Metazoa; Chordata; Mammalia; Artiodactyla; Delphinidae. The transcript has 16 exons. The coding region runs from base 267 to 1982 and encodes 571 amino acids.
CCUCCUCCUCCGCCAUCAUCUGCCGCCGUGCGGGGAGCAGGUGGUGUUGGAGGCUCGAGCGGCGAGAACCGCUCGGAGAGCUGACGGACGAGUGGGCUGGGCAUCGGGGCCGCUGGACUGGAGGCGGCGACCCCCACCUGACCUGACCCGGACCCUAAAUCAGUCCCCGCCCCGCCGGACCGACGUACGCGCUCCAGUCGACCCACGCGGCGGCGCCGCCUGUUUACGGUUGCAGAUUUCCAGGGGAGCCCACCAGCGUGGCCAGCAUGGCCUCUGAAGACAUUGCCAAGCUGGCAGAGACGCUAGCCAAAACCCAGGUGGCCGGGGGACAGCUGAGUUUCAAGGGCAAGAGCCUCAAACUCAACACUGCAGAAGAUGCCAAAGAUGUGAUUAAGGAGAUUGAAGAUUUCGACGGCUUAGAGGCCUUGCGCCUGGAGGGCAACACGGUGGGCGUGGAAGCAGCCAGGGUCAUCGCCAAGGCCUUGGAGAAGAAGUCGGAGUUGAAGCGAUGCCACUGGAGCGACAUGUUCACGGGAAGGCUGCGGUCUGAGAUCCCACCUGCCCUGAUCUCACUCGGGGAGGGACUCAUCACAGCCGGGGCCCAGCUGGUGGAGCUGGACCUGAGUGACAACGCGUUCGGGCCCGACGGCGUGCGAGGCUUCGAGGCCCUGCUCAAGAGCUCCACCUGCUUCACCCUGCACGAACUCAAGCUCAACAACUGUGGCAUGGGUGUCGGUGGCGGCAAGAUCCUGGCAGCAGCUCUGACUGAGUGUCAUCGGAAGUCCAGUGCCCAAGGCAAGCCGCUGGCCCUGAAGGUCUUCAUGGCUGGCAGAAACCGUCUGGAGAACGACGGAGCCACUGCCUUAGCAGAGGCUUUUGGGAUCAUCGGGACUCUGGAGGAGGUCCACAUGCCGCAGAACGGGAUCAAUCACCCCGGUGUCACUGCCCUGGCCCAGGCGUUCGCCAUCAACCCCCUGCUGCGGGUCAUCAACCUGAACGACAACACCUUCACCGAGAAGGGUGCCGUGGCCAUGGCCAAGACGCUGAAGGCCUUGCGGCAGGUGGAGGUGAUCAACUUCGGGGACUGCCUGGUGCGCUCCAAGGGCGCCGUCGCCAUCGCAGACGCCGUCCACGGGGGCCUGCCGAAGCUGAAGGAGCUGAACUUGUCAUUCGGUGAAAUCAAGAGGGAUGCUGCUCUGUCUGUUGCUGAGGCCGUGGCUGACAAGGUGGAGCUGGAGAAACUGGACCUCAAUGGCAACAACCUGGGAGAAGAAGGCUGUGAGCAGCUCCAGGAAGUGCUGGAUGGCUUCAACAUGGCCAAGGUGCUGGCGUCCCUCAGUGAUGAUGAGGGUGAGGAUGACGAGGACGAGGACGAGGACGAGGAGGAGGAGGAGGAGGAGGAGGAGGAGGAGCCACAGCCGGGAGAGCGAAGGGAGCGGCCGACCGCACCGCCCAGGAAGAUGCUGGAUCCUGACGGUGGGGAACCAGCUCCUGUCCUGUCCUCCCCGCCUCCUGCAGACGUCUCCACCUUCCUGGCCUUCCCCUCCCCGGAGAAGCUGCUGCGCCUCGGGCCCAAGAGUUCCGUGCUGAUAGCCCAACAGACUGACACAUCUGAUCCGGAGAAGGUGGUCUCUGCCUUCCUGAAGGUGUCCUCCGUGUUCAAGGACGAAGCCACAGUGAGGUCGGCGGUGCAGGAUGCAGUAGAUACCUUGAUGAAGAAGGCCUUCAGCUCAUCCUCCUUCAACUCCAAUGCCUUCCUCACCAGGCUCCUCAUCCACAUGGGGCUGCUCAAGAGUGAAGACAAGAUCAAGGCCAUUGCCAACCUGUACGGCCCCCUGAUGGCAUUGAAUCACAUGGUGCAGCAGGAGUACUUCCCCAAGGCCCUUGCUCCUCUGCUGCUGGCAUUCGUGACCAAGAGAUGUUGCCUCAACCCGUGGGCCUUCGCUUGGACUGUCUGGGGUGUCCCCACGUGGUGGCCCUAGCCCCCGCCUGCCAACCCCUGACGAAGCCCGGCUCCCUCUGUCUCCUUCCAACCCCUGGUUGGGACUGUUCGCUCUGCAUUCCCAUCAUCCCCUGUGUGGCCCUUGGGCUGGGCAUGGACACCCUCGCCCUUGAUGGUCAGUUGACAGGCUGCCUCCUCCUGGCUUGUUGCCUGCCUUCCAGUGCAGGCCUCAGUCUAUUCCACUUUAAAAGAGGGGGGCUUGGUAAGAGCUGCCCCCAGGGCUUGGGGGUGACUGAGCGACGGUGGAGUGAUAUGCAUGCCCCCUUCCCUCAAGUCCCAGCCCAGUGGUCUGGGAUCCAAGCCCGGACGGGACCAGGUAAGGUGUCUGUGGGCUUCGGUCCUGGCUGCACCACAGGCUCACCCAUCCCCCUGAGCAUCUUUCACCAGUUUCUUUCUCUGCAGUGAGACUAAUGAUCUUGAUGGUAACCUGUUACUCGUAGGGGCCCAGGUGGGACUCCUGUGGUCCACUCUUACAUGUGCACUAGCAGCUGCUGAGGGCUCCCUGGCCCUGUGCACACUGGAGAGGCCUCGGAGAGCCUGUCUGGUGGAGAGCAGAGGCCCAGGUUCCCUGCCGGCUCGGCGGGCCUGUAUUCUGGCCAGCUCUAGGCCAUGUGGCCUCGGGUGUAUCACCCGCCCCUCUUAGCCCCACCUACCCCCACCUGCAGAAGGUGGGAGCUACCGUCUCCCUUGCAAAGUCACUGUGAAAAUGAGAACGAUGGAGUCGGGUGUAUAUUUUGACCUCAGAAACGGCCCCCACUCCAUCUUCACAGGGGGGAAACUGGCCCUGCUGUAGCCUGAGCUUCCUGGCCCCCAGAGGUGCCCGCCCCACCUGCUGACCCUUCUUUCCCCGCAGGCCCAAUGGCGCCCUGGAAUCCUGCUCCUUUGCCCGCCACAAUCUACUGCAGACGCUCUACAAGGUCUAGACGCAAUCUGGUCUCUCCCCAUCCCUCGGCCUGGACCGGUGCCCUGGGAAGGGACUCAGAGGAAGGACUCUGGCCAGCAGCAGGGACGGUCUUUGUCGCGUGUGUCGUGUCUCCUGAGUACGUGUGUUGGUGCGGCGUAUGUGCAGGUGUGUGCUUCGUGUCGGGGUUCGCAUUUUUAACGUCUCCCUGCUGGCCUGGCCCUGGUCCCGCUGGAGGGGAGCUGGCCCCCAGGCGGAAGGGCUGCAGGCUGCUCUGCCAUUAAACUCACCGCCAUCUGAGGACGCUCUGCUGAUCUGUGCCGCAGGCGCCAGGCCCUGGUGGCUGUCCCCACCCACCUCGCCUUCCUUAUCCUCUGGGGCUGCACCAAAGCCUGGGGUGUUGCUGUCCGUGUGCUGUUCCCUCCGUGUUGUGGCUGGGUGUUUCCUGCCCUGCCUGGGGCUGCUCACCCGAUGGCUGCCUCUGCUUCCUGUCGCCAAGUCCCGGUCCUGCAGCCGCCACUCUUCCUACCAUCCACCCACGCUGUGCUGAGCCCUCAGCCCGAGGGCCAGAGACUGCUGUGCGUGGGGCCGCGAGCAGAGGGCAAGACCCUGGCACCCACACCGUGUGGACAGGAAGAGAAGCCAGUGGGCAGACGCUAGGGUCUAGGCGCUGGACUUGCCUGGACGGUGCCGGCUCUGUGCCCGGUGGGCCCUUCUCUGGCUGCGGAAGUGUCUGUGACAGGCCUGCGUGCUGAGCUGGAGGGGGCAUCUGGGCAGGCCCAAACCUGUUCUCCAGCCUGGGGGGGCAGGGCCAGGGCCCACUGAUGCCUGAGCUGCAUCUUGGGCACCCUUAAGGAUCUGGGGCAGGGGCCGGGUGGGGGCUGGGCAUGCCCUGUGACACCUUGCUUCCUCUCAUGCUCUUUGUGUGUCUGGGCUGUGCCCGGGGCUUCACAAAUAAAGUCAUGUGUACCAGCAGCGGAGACUUGAGAAGCUUUUCACCUAAAGUGGGCUGUUCUCAAGGUCUUGGUGCCUGGGGUCCCACCUCAGCAUGGCCACUGUGACCCCAUCUUGGUCUGUAGUAGGGGGGCAGUCCAUCUUGCAGAAGAGCCACCGGGCCAGCCCUGUGUCAUGACCUGGGGCAGACCUGGAUGCUUCCUCUGUUGUGGGCAUGCCGGCUCCCAUGGGACAGCUGGGUGGGUGGUACCCAGGAGGGGCAGCGACCCAUAGGGGUCGGGGAGGGUGGUGGGACUCCUGCUCCGGGCAGGGGAGGAUCUGAGUUGCGGCCUGUCUCACCUGCCUGGCCCCACUUCACCCUUUACCCGACCUCUGGGCUGCUGCUCCACUGGCCCCUUCAUUGCCCCAUUGGUGGGCCUGGCUGAGCUGGACGGUGUCCAGAGUUUGCCACAGGCCCUGCUGGCUGCACAGGCAGGGGCCCCUGGGCCUGCCUGGGAAGCUGCCAUGGGGCCCAGAGUGGAGGGCACCACCCCUGGGGUCCUCCCCUCCGGCUGCCACAGCGGUGUGAGGAUAGCCCAGCACUUCUUACUGCCCCUCCUAGACAGCAGGCACAGGAGCAGAGAGGUCCCUCCGACGUUUUUUAGGGGGCAGUGUGUCUUUAUUGGCCACGGACUACUCCAGCAUCUUUCUAGGGCGGGUGGCAGAAGCGAUGCCCAGGCCCUUGCCCUCCCCUCCUCCCAGCUGAUAAAGCAGGUGGAGGUCCGACCAACUCCACCCCCAUCUCCUUGCCUGGCCCUGUUUUGAGCUCUGGGGCUGCAGGUGCAGCCCUCGGAGAGCUCCCAGCCUGGUGCAGGAGACCAUGUGUGGUCCAAAGUGGGGACUGUGGGCAGUGAGGUCAGAGAAGCCUUCAAGAGUGACGGGUGCGAGAGCUGAGUCUUGAGGUUCAAACAGGACUUUUCACAGGUGAUAUUUGAGAGACGGAGAAACUGCAGCUUGGAGCCGAAUAGGGGUCUGUCCAAGGUUUUCUGGCCUGGGUGUUCCUUCCCUCCAGGCCACCCGGGGCUGGCCCUUGUUCCUUCCUAGCUAAUGCGGGUCCAAGCUUCAGAUCAGACUGAGAGAAGCAGCACAGAUCUCGUUUCCUUAACCUCACAACAGGUCGGCAGUGCCUGACUCCUGGGACCCAGGGACUGAGGAGGGUGCCCCGCCCCUGCUCAGCCCUUCAGAGCAGCUCCAGGUGCAGGGAAGGGCCUGGGGGCCUCUACUUGCUGCUUACUGAAAAAGGAAAUUUCCCCCCAGACUCAAACGCCAACCCUAAGAUUACACAGGCUCCAGGUCCCUGAGCACCGUGAUUUGGUGUCUGCAAGAUCACAGAUGCCUUUGCCUGGGCAGCCUGUGACCCCCACAUAGGAAGGCCUGCUCAGCACCAGGCUAUUCCCACUAAAAGGAGCUCAGCUAUGGGCCAGGAGCUCACAAACUUAUCAACUCCAUUCUAAAAGCUCAGACUGGAAAACCCCCAGGAAGCAUGGCAGAAGGCACUCCUAGCAGCACUGUUUGAUGGCAGGAACCUAGAAGUGACCCACAGGCCAUCAGGAAAAUGGAUCAGGAGCCAAGCCGCACAAUGCAACGUUACACAGCAGUGACAGUGCAUCCACUGCGGCUCGGCACGCACCGUGCACGCCGUGGAUGGAUCAGUAGUGACAUCGAGUGAAAAAAUCUAACGCCCUUAGUUCAAAAGCCAGUAAAUGGAACGUGUGGGCAUGUGUAUGCGUGUGACAAACCCAGCUUUCACGAUAGGAGUUAGUCUGGGGAGGGCAGGGGACAGGACGGGGUGGAAGCACAGUUAGGCCACCAUCGUGCACCAAGAUUCUAAGUGAUCUAAAUCCGUUUGCCUAAGGAGCCAUAUUUUUUAAAGGAAAAUUAAACACAGGAGAGCAUUUCUUGACACAAAAAGCACAAGCCAUAAGAAAACUUGCCUAUUUCAAAAUAAAAAGUGAAAAACAAUGACCAAAAAUACCGUAAAAGUUAACGACAAGGUGAGAGAGUAGAAAGACAUUGCGACAUAUA